Messenger RNA from Micropterus dolomieu (smallmouth bass), 4734 nucleotides. It is a transcript of the gene ampd2b, whose product is annotated as adenosine monophosphate deaminase 2b. The record is from RefSeq and is a predicted model, not a curated record. NCBI's taxonomy places the organism in Eukaryota, Metazoa, Chordata, Actinopteri, Centrarchiformes, Centrarchidae. The transcript has 18 exons. Gene Ontology annotation, molecular function: AMP deaminase activity. Bases 225 to 2615 code for a protein of 796 amino acids. Gene Ontology annotation, biological process: AMP metabolic process; IMP salvage. Gene Ontology annotation, cellular component: cytosol.
AACAAAUGAAGAAGAAAUUUCUUUUUAAGUGUAAAUCGAUUUUUGAUUAGAAUAUACCUAAUUCUUCUGGUAAGAAACUGGUGGUUUGUUGUGAUCAAUUUUAGCAGGAGUACCGCGAAGACCGCAACUGCGGCCAGCGCCAUGUUUAUUUCAUUUUUUUUCAUGAAAAUCUUUAUUUGGUUCACAACAAGUCAACAAGGUUAGGCAACACAACAGGUAGGCCUAUGUUUGAUCUCCGUGGUGCCCGCCACCUCCUCACUUCCCAGCAUUCCUUGCCUGGGAUCCCCGUAGCCUUGAAACAAUCCAUUGACCUGCGUACAUCCAUGGAUGGGAAGUACAAGGAGAUUGCUGAGGAGCUGUUCUCUCGCACCCUGGCAGAGAGUGAGAUGCGCAGCGCCCCCUAUGAAUUCCCAGAGGACAGCCCCAUUGAACAGCUGGAGGAGAGACGUCAUCGCCUUGAGCGACAGAUCAGCCAGGAUGUCAAAUUUGAACCCGACAUCCUCCUGCGAGCCAAACAGGAGUUCAUGAAAACUGACAGUGCCACAGAUCUCGAAUACAUGAAGGAGCAGAGCUAUUUCCCUGACCUGCAGGAUAGAGAACUAGUUCCAGAGAAAGAGUACCAGCGGGUCAGUAUUUCUGGAGAGGAGAAAUGCGGGGUCCCCUUCACAGAUCUGUUGGAUGCUGCCAAAUGUGUGGUGAAGGCUCUGUUCAUUAGACAGAAGUACAUGGGUCUGUCGCUGCAGAGUUUCUGCAGGACCACCGCUCGUUACCUGCAGGAGCUGAGUGAGAGGCCUCUUCUGGACUUUGAUAUCUGUGAGGAAGAGUUACCAGAGACCACAGCCACUGCAGAUGCCACAGUGCACCCACCUGUUUCUAAAACGCACCCCUAUGACAACCAGGACCCCGCUAGCAUGCCCCCUGACAUGGGUUACAGCUGCAAGAUGGUGGAUGGUGUCAUGCAUGUGUACACGACAAGGAACAUUAUGGAAAAAAGCACAGAGCUGGACCUGCCAUAUCCAGACCUGCAGGAGUACAUCGCUGAUAUGAACGUCAUGAUGGCCCUCAUUAUCAAUGGACCCGUAAAGUCCUUCUGCUACCGUCGUCUGCAGUAUCUUAGCUCCAAGUUCCAGAUGCAUAUCCUGCUGAAUGAGAUGAAAGAGCUGGCAGCACAGAAGAAAGUCCCACAUCGAGACUUCUACAAUAUCCGUAAGGUGGACACACACAUUCACGCGUCCUCCUGUAUGAACCAGAAGCACCUUCUGCGUUUUAUCAAAAGGGCCAUGAAGAAGUAUCCUAAAGAGAUCGUUCAUGUGGAAAGAGGCAGGGGUCAGACGCUCAUGGAGGUGUUUGAGAGCAUGAACCUGACAGCCUUUGACCUGAGCGUGGACACCCUGGACAUGCACGCAGACCGUAACACUUUCCACCGGUUUGACAAGUUCAAUGCCAAAUACAAUCCCAUUGGCGAGUCCAUCCUGAGAGAGAUCUUCAUCAAAACAGACAACUACAUUGAGGGGAAAUACUUUGGUCACAUUAUUAAGGAGGUGAUGGCUGACCUGGAGGAGAGCAAGUACCAGAACGUGGAGCUCAGGCUGUCGAUCUACGGGCGCUCAAGAGACGAGUGGGACAAACUGGCCAAGUGGGCUGUCAAACAUAUGGUCUACUCCAAUAAUGUGCGCUGGCUUGUGCAAGUGCCACGACUCUUUGACGUCUACCACACGAAGAAACAGCUGUGCAACUUUCAAGAGAUGCUGGAGAAUAUCUUCACGCCUCUGUUCGAGGUUACAGUCAAUCCCGGCAGCCACCCGGAGCUGCACCUCUUCCUUCAGCACGUUGUGGGGUUUGACAGCGUGGAUGACGAGUCAAAACCAGAGCAACAUAUCUUCAACUUGGACAGUCCGCUGCCAGUCAACUGGACUGAGGAGGACAACCCGCCCUAUUCCUACUACCUCUACUAUAUGUAUGCAAACAUGACUGUGCUGAAUCACCUGCGCAAGCAGCGAGGGUUUCACACGCUCGUCCUACGUCCUCAUUGUGGGGAGGCGGGGCCGAUCCAUCACCUGGUGUCUGGUUUCAUGUUGUCUGAGAACAUCUCCCACGGGCUGCUGCUCAGGAAGGCUCCUGUGCUGCAGUAUGUGUACUACCUGGCCCAGAUAGGUAUCGCCAUGUCCCCUCUCAGCAAUAACAGCCUGUUCCUCAGCUACCAUCGUAACCCUCUGCCUGAGUACCUGUCCAGAGGCCUCAUGGUCUCUCUGUCAACAGACGACCCUCUGCAGUUUCACUUCACCAAGGAGCCCUUGAUGGAAGAGUACAGCAUUGCUGCUCAGGUGUGGAAGCUGAGCUCCUGUGACAUGUGCGAGCUGGCCAGAAACAGUGUGCUGAUGAGCGGAUUCUCUCAUAAGGUAAAGAGGUCCUGGCUUGGCCCAAACUACAUCAAAGAGGGGCAGGAGAGUAAUGACAUCAGGCGCACCAACGUUCCUGACAUCCGUGUGGCGUACCGGUAUGAGACCAUGUGUGAGGAGUUGAAUUUAAUCACACAGGCCAUCCGCACAGAUGAGCUGGAGACCAUCGAGGAGGAGGGGAGUCUGUGUAUGGGAGCUGUGCAGGGAGAGAAGUGAACAUGAGGCACAAUACAAAAUAAAUUCUUGCUACAUUCCCUGUUUUCAUAUCAGGACAUUGUACAGAUUUGCAUAUCAACAUAUCACACCUGUGAAAUAGAUAAGCUUUGUUGCUACUGUGGCAAUAUGAGCGUGGAUCUACAAUCCGUGUACCCAAGGUGUUUCCUUCCUUUAGUUUCAUCGAGUCAUUCUUUGUUUAAUUUAUCAUGGCGAUUUCACAAUGUCUCUUGAUCUAUUUAUUUUUAAAUUAUAUGUUCAUGGUUUGUGGCUACAUCUUGUCAGAGUUUCUGUUCAAAGUCUGUAUUUUUCCUGUAACAAGCACUGAGUACUAUUAACAUUCAAGAUUCAACCCAUUAAUAAAACGUAUAAACUGGAUCCAACACUGACCGAUAAAAGUAAGAAGACAAUCUGGAACAAUUUUCUACUACACACAGGGCUGUAGCUACCAUUGAGGACACUGAGGUCAUGUUAUUAAUAUCUUUUUUAGCAAUUUCAGGGUUCUAGUGACCUUGAGGGAGUUUAUGUUCUACAGUUAAAAACGUACACAUGGAGGGUAUUUUUGAAGUCCAUGCAUUUAAAUGUGUUUAAUUUUUAGCCCAACAAAAUGAACAAAUGUGCAGCAUGGAGAAGGCUUAGAAACAGCUUUUAGACCUUCAUUUUUGGUGAUAAAACACUAACACUUUAUUUUAUAGGUCUGUAAUUUCCCAAAAAUGUCCUUUCACGUCUCCUGGAGGGACCCAUAUAACCUGGUACUCAUUGGGAAAGCAGAGACAAAGUUCUGAGAUAGUUAUUUUAGUUAGAGUUUAGUUGCUUUCAAAGGGGUCUUGCUUUAGCUGUUGCUACAACAUAAGUGUUUACUAAGUGGAGAUUUACACAAUAACAACAUAAAACAGGUAAAUACUAGUGGUAACAUAGAGAUUAGUUGUUACAAAAUGUGUACACAGACUAAAUGACAUGUCUAACUAACUGAGCUAACUGGCAAAGCUAACAUUAGCCUGCAAAUAACGUUUAGGUCAGCGUUAUAGUAUAUUUUACAUUCGUUUAAAACUUCCUUAAUAUCAUGAACCCUGACACAUAUGCAUGUAUAAAAAGGACCUACAUUUACAAAGUAUUGGCUGUUGAGUUUAAAAUAUUGUUGGGCCUCCUUAAACUUAUAUUUGGAAGUUAUAUUACAGCUUGUGAUGCAACAGUCACAUCCUGUUUUGUUAUUUUUGAUUUGACGGUAUUGAAGAUGUUUCAUUACUAAACUCUUUACUAGUUAGCUCAGACAUUUCUUAAGUUUUAAUAGUCUAGUAGUUACAGAGAAUUCAGGAACAGCUUAACACACAAAAUACUGGAUUAACAUAAAGCUGGUACAAACCAAUCCACAGGCAUUUCAUUGAAACCAUAUCAUAACUGAAUAAAUCAAGUACUUUUUGGUGUUGAGGGGAGUAGUGGGUGAGGCAGACUACGACUGAUGACCUUAGUAUUUCUAAACUGGCUACGGCCCUGACUACUUACCAAAUCAUGAACUUUUGCAGCAAAAUGUGUUUAACAUGUGAUGCAAAGAUCUUAGUCAGAUUUGUCUGUUUGGUCACAUUUUAUGUGCUUAAUUAUCCACAGGACAAAACCUCAUGCUGUAAAACUUGUCCUUCGCCUUCUUGCUAUAUUAACAACAUAUUUACAGCUCUUCAGUGUCAUAUUCAUGUUGUUUUUUUACAGUGAAACAGUAGGGUUGCAUGAAGGCAUGUCAAUAUUUGUUUCUGGUGUGCAUCUCUUUAUAGUAGCUCUUAUUUUGUGACAUUGUUUCUACUGACAGUCUGAAUUGCAACUCUGAUUUGAUAUCAUUUGUCUUUUACAAACAUAUUUAAAAUGCAUACAUUUCCGAGUCAUAGUACAGUGAAUCAUGCAUGAUGUGUUCCUUCAGUUUUCACUCCUUGCACAAGUUCAACCAGUGCCAAAUUCGUGAUUAAACACAUUUUAGAGAACUGCAAGUCAUUUAACUUGACAAAACCUUUUCAAACUCCUGCCUUCAGUUUGGGUCCUGAUGUUAUCCGUAGGCCUAUUUCUUGCUAUUCAAAAGUGUCCCUUCCAGAGAAUUAUAUGUGUUGUAAGAAAAAUAAAUGUUGUCCAUGUUGGA